UUAUAAACAAAUAAUCAUAAAUGGGCUCUCCUAAGUUGUUUGUGAACAGCUUGAGUCGUUUACAGGCCUAGCUCUGGUAUAGCACUUGAGUUACUUGUAGUCCAGCUGACACACAUACACUCCCUGAGGCAGUUACUCUCUCUCUCUCUCUCACUAGCGCAUUUCAUCCAACACCACUCGAACACAAAGUUAGAAGAAAGCCAUGGAUGCGGACCUGGCAGAUCGUAGGUAUUUGGAGGAUAAUGAUACUCCAAUGAUGAAGACUAUUAAGGCUGCAACAACUGGUUUUGUUACUGGUACUGUUUUUGGGACCAUUGUUGCUACAUGGAAGGAUGUGCCUCGUGUUGAGAGAAAUGUUGCUCUUCCGGGGCUUAUAAGGACCCUAAAGAUGAUGGGCAGCCACGGGUUGACAUUUGCUGCAAUUGGAGGAGUUUACAUUGGUGUCGAGCAGUUGGUGCAGCAUUAUAGGAUGAAGAGAGACUUUGUGAAUGGAGCUGUUGGUGGUUUUGUUGCUGGGGCUUCUGUUAUUGGUUUCAAAAAUAGAAGCAUCUCAACAGCAAUUUCAGCUGGAGCAGCAUUGGCAUUCACUUCUGCUGUUAUUGAUAUUGGGGGUCAAACUACAAGAGUUGACAAUGGCAAGGAGUACUACCCUUACACGACCAAGAAAAGAUCUGCUGUCGAGUGAUAAAUUUUUCGUUGCUUUUAUUGGAAAAGAAGACAUUGGCAUGUUACAAUAGAAGUCUUCACUGUUUUCUGAAUGGUGUAUGCCUGUUUUUUCGGAGAUGUAAUCGUACUCCUGGAUGUCUUUCUGCGCUUUUGUAAACUUUUUAAGGUUUUAUAGCUUGAACCAAUGAUGUAAUAAUUAUGCUUUGCCAUUCUGUCAAAGUUAGAUGCUAAUUCUUGAUUUGAGAUCAUUGCUACUAGUUUAUGAUUAUUUCAUUUGACAUUGAGAUGGGGACAAA
Molecule: messenger RNA, 962 nt
Organism: Quercus robur (English oak)
Lineage: Eukaryota; Viridiplantae; Streptophyta; Magnoliopsida; Fagales; Fagaceae
Product: outer envelope pore protein 16-3, chloroplastic/mitochondrial
Exons: 3
Coding region: 203-685 (160 amino acids)
Biological process (GO): protein insertion into mitochondrial inner membrane
Cellular component (GO): TIM22 mitochondrial import inner membrane insertion complex
Molecular function (GO): transmembrane protein transporter activity
Source: RefSeq, a predicted model, not a curated record